AUGGCCGCCUCCUCAGACGAAAUUCAAUAUCCACAAGAAGGGUUUUUCAGAGCCAUGGAACGUCGCUUCGCAGACGAGAUUCUUUACUUCGAUCCUUUCCUGACCGCGGACCUGGAUACCGUCGUGGAGGCCGUCAUGACUCCCAUCUUUUCCGAGCUCGUGUUGCUGCUCGCCGUUGUCGGACGAGUGCGCCUGCAGACCGGUCUCCUCCCGCCGAAGUCUCUCUUGAUUAUCGGCGUGCUCCAGUUCUACGAGAGCCGCGAAAGGGCAGACCUCGUCCUGCUUCCUGACAUGGCGCGGCAUGUGCUGCUGCCCACGAACGGCCGUGCGCCACCUUGCGACACUACUCGUUUUCCUCAGUGGUGGCUUCAGCACCCUAGAAACUGGCUGGCAUCUGCUCACAUAAUCGACCGACAGGCUGCAGAGCCCACUUUCGAUCUCUCCCAAUGGAUCAUCCGCACAGUCGGACACCACACUUCGCUGAUGAAACUAUUAUCUUCGCAGGGAGCUGAAGCAGAGGCUCUUCUGGCCGAUCUGGGCCAUGUUCUUCAGCGUCUGCAGCGGUUGAGGGAGGCGUUGUACGAAGUCGGACGAGGAGUAGAAGAUGUACAUCAAGAUGAGGAGGACGCCUUCGUUGGCCUACAGCAGGACCGCCGACGCCUACUCACCGUCGCCCAGCGUCGGUAUGAGGCAGCAACCGGGUUAGAGGAGGCAGAGGUUCCAUUUCCAGUUCCCCCCAUCCCCAACACGCUUGCUGAGGCAUGA
Peniophora sp. CBMAI 1063 is the source of this 765-nucleotide messenger RNA. NCBI's taxonomy places the organism in Eukaryota, Fungi, Basidiomycota, Agaricomycetes, Russulales, Peniophoraceae. The record is from the annotation of a GenBank genome assembly.